AAUAUUGGUCCACCACCAUAUAAAUUCUUUCCCUUCCUUCAAGAUAGACGAGGUCUAAUUCACUGAAGAUGGCGGAUUGGGGUCCGGUGGUGAUAGCCGUGGUGCUGUUCGUGCUGUUGAGUCCAGGGCUGCUGUUUCAGUUGCCAGGGAAGAACAGGGUGGUAGAGUUUGGGAACUUUCAGACAAGUGGACUGUCCAUUCUUGUCCAUGCCAUCAUCUUCUUUGGUCUCAUCACCAUCUUCCUCAUUGCAAUUGGCGUUCACAUCUACACCGGAUAACUCUUUAAUUACCCCCUUUUGAUUACACCUUCUAUAUAUGUUUGAAAUGUUGUCAUAUUUUUCUAGUAGGAGAUUCCCCUUUUUUUCUUUCUUUUUUGGGUUGUGAUGAAAUAUUUAUUUUUUGUAAACAAUUAAGAGUUACUGAAAAAUUCUAUUGAUAUAUAUAGUGUUUGGUUGUUUGAGCUGGUGUUUAUAAAAGCUUCUAUGGGCU
This is a messenger RNA of Rubroshorea leprosula, 489 nucleotides long. The record is from the annotation of a GenBank genome assembly. NCBI's taxonomy places the organism in Eukaryota, Viridiplantae, Streptophyta, Magnoliopsida, Malvales, Dipterocarpaceae.